AUGAAAUUCCUUCCACUCCUUCUGGCGACAACCCUCGCCUCCACCGCCUACGCCCGCACCGACCUGAAGGGCUGCAUCUCCUCCCAAACCCACAACCAAUGGAACGAAGCCAGCAUGAUCUGGUACGUCCCAGGCACAGGCGAAAUCUGCGACAUCCCCGAUUGCGGCGGCGGCCGUGCCCCGCCCAAGCAUGACAAUCCUGCCUGUCCUUUGCAGUACACUGGCACCGCAACCUACGAGCCGAGCUAUCUCCCUGGGUACGGACCCGGUGCGGCUGCAUCUACGAGUACGCUCGCUGCGACGGCGAGUGCGUCGACUACGGCGGAUGCGAUGACGACAAUGUCGAGUGAGGCGACGGCGGCUGGUAGUUUGGUGAUUACCUCUGCGCCGAGUAUGACUCCCAGUGCUACGGCGACGAUGAAGACGAGUGUCAAGGCGGGAAACUCGUCUAGUGUGGCCUCGACGACGAGUAGUUCUGCUGGUGCUACUGGGACUGGUAACGGUGCGGGAAUGCUCGAGUUGAAUGUGGUUGGAGCUGUGGCUGCUGCUGCUUUGGCUGUCGCGGCUUUGUAA
Aspergillus pseudoviridinutans is the source of this 573-nucleotide messenger RNA. Its product is annotated as putative cell surface protein. The transcript has a single exon. The record is from RefSeq and is a predicted model, not a curated record. Bases 1 to 573 code for a protein of 190 amino acids. NCBI's taxonomy places the organism in Eukaryota, Fungi, Ascomycota, Eurotiomycetes, Eurotiales, Aspergillaceae.